CCGCUGGUACGGUCCCCGCGCACUCGGCGGCGGUCGUGGGGACCUUAGUGCGGUGCUGGAGUUGGUGGUGGAGGGCGAGUGAGCGGGCGGCUCUGCAGCCCAUGGGAGUGGGCGGUGCAGCGUGAGCCGUCCGCCGCGAGUGGGCAGGGGGCAGGCGGAGGGGCGGCAGAUCGGCCGGCGGGGGGGUGCCCCGUUGCUUGCGGCCGCCAUGGAAGUGUGCGAGAGCGGCGGGGAGCAGCCGCUGCUGCUGCACUGGGACCGCAAACUAAGCGAGCUGUGCGAGCCCGCCGACCCCGACACCCUGCUGUGCCACACGCACUUCACAGAGUUCCUGGAUGAGUUUUCACCUGAUGUCUUAGGCCAGCUUUUGAAUGAUCCCUUCUUGUCUGAGAAGAAUGAAAUAAUGGAGGUGGAACUGUCUCCAGCAUCCCCAGCACCUCUCAUCCAGGCAGAACACAGCUACUCGCUCUGCGGGGACUCCAGACCUCAGUCUCCCUUGACCCACAUCUCAACUGAUGACAACUUUAACGAAGGUGACCUGGAAAAUGAGGAAUGGUGUCUGGCUACAGAGCUUAGUCCAGCAGCGAUAAAGACUGAGCCGGCGUUAUGCGAGACAUCAGGCCUUGCUCCCUCAGUCAGUCUCACUGUCACGGCCACGUCGCUGGAGGGGGAACAACCUGAGCUACAGACAGAUGCCCUGAUGAAGCCACUAAGCCAGAAAGUUCUUCCAGAGAUUAAAUUGGAGCCCCAUGAAGUGGAUCAGUUUCUGAACCUCUCUUCUAAGGAAGCAGUGGAUCCCCUGCAUUUGCCUCCAACCCCUCCCAGCAGCCACGGCAGUGAUUCUGAAGGAGGACAGAGCCCGGCUCGAUCGCUCCCUCCUUCAAGCCCAAUUCAACUCCAGGCCACGGCGAAAGUGGCAUCACGUACGGCUUCAGCACUCUCCAAUUCCCCUCUCCUGACUGCACCACAUAAAUUACAGGGGACUGGCCCCCUCAUCCUGACAGAGGAGGAGAAGAGGACACUGAUAGCAGAGGGGUACCCAAUCCCUACCAAACUGCCCCUAACAAAAGCAGAAGAGAAAGUGCUGAAGAAAAUCCGCAGGAAAAUAAAGAAUAAGAUCUCUGCCCAGGAAAGUAGAAGAAAAAAGAAAGAAUACAUGGACAGUCUGGAAAAAAAAGUUGAGACCUGUUCAAAUGAAAAUAGUGAGCUGCGUAAGAAGGUUGAAGUCCUGGAGAAUACUAACAGAACACUUCUGCAGCAGUUGCAGAGACUCCAAGCCGUGGUUGCUGGGAAAGUGUCCCGUUCAUGUAAGGCAGCUAGCACACAGACAGGGACCUGUCUCAUGAUGGUGGUGCUGUGCUUUGCGGUAGUUUUUGGCAGUUUCUCUCAGAGCUAUGGGCCGUAUCCUUCUGCCACAAAGAUGGUGUUGCCCAGGCAACAUUCCUCUCCAGAGUCCUACACAGACUCCAUCGUGAGGUCAAGGAGCCUGCUAAUUUAUGAGGAGUCUCACCAAGUGGAGGAGUCGUCAAGCCCGAUCUCCUUUGCAGAUCGCAAUGACAGGCAAGCAGACACCUCCAAGUACCCAGCACUGUCACUGGCAGCCAUGCCAGGCACACAGCAGGAUGAUAUCAUGCAGUUCACAAUAGCCAAUGAGACGAGGCUGGAGAAAUCAGUGCUGCUGGGCCUGCAGCAGCACAGAGUCAACUCUGAACUCGAAGGAAAUGAAACACUGAAGAUAAUUGAAAUAGAUAGAAGAGUCAAUGCCACCUCUUAAAAAUAAAAAAGGCCUUUUUUCUUGACUUUCCUCUUUCCCACAUAUUUUCAACCAAAGUCCCCCUACUUGUCAUCCUCAGUGAACCAAAGCACAAAAGAGAGAGAGUUCAACUUCUGCAUUGAUUGGUGAGGCUGUGACUGCAGAUGGGAUUUCUUGUCUUUGUAACUCCCUUCCUCACUUCACACACAGUCCCUGUCUUUGCUUUUAUUCCUUUUCUGUCUGCUACUGCAAGGGCAGGAUUGAAUUAUGAUGGCAGAUGAUGCCAGAUGCCAGCAGUGUGCCGGUGACUGGUGGGUGGAUGUGUGCGUGCACACAUCCUAAUCUGAGCACAAAGACAUUCUGUGAGAGUGACAUGUGCAAAAUCGAUGGGAGCAUGUGGGUGAUAGGAGAGAAAGAGGAGAUGCAGCACGAUGCUGUUCAGAAUCUAUCCACAGCUUCAUGCCUACUGGUCUACAGCACUUGAGCCUUUUAGGGGAAUUGAGAAGCACACGUGUAGCCUCCUUCCGAAGGGACAAGAAAGGGCCCUGAAAUUGCUGAGUUAACAGCACAGACAGAAGGAGGGGUGGGCAAUGAUGAUGCCAAAUUAUCCUCCCCUGACUCUUUCUCUUCUCCUCUCCAGCUUCUUUAUCAUUUAGUAGGGUAGGUUUCUCUCUGGCUGGAAAGCAGUCCUGGUAGGCUUCCCUACUGCUUCUACCCUUGUGGAAUUCAAGCAAAGACCAGUUGCUGCCUUGUCACGCUUUGUGAGGGAGAAUUAGUUAGUUUAACUAAAUCUGUUUAGAAAGCAGGUUCUGUUAAAUUUAUGCAAUGUUUUGGAUGGAUAUCCUUUAGUCUGCUUAAGGCUAAUCUGUUUAGCCUAUAUCAGUUCCUUCCCAGAAAACUAAAUCAAUGUAAGGCUUAAACCAGAAGUGCCUCCUGAGGGGACCAUAUGGAUUUUAUUUAUUGGCUUCUAGGUGCAUGGAUGGAAUUUCUUAUGUAGACUUGGUCUCAGACUGUCAAGUGUUUUCCUUUCCUUGCCAUCUUCCUAUUACUGUUGUAAAUAGUAUUUAUUAGCUCUGCAAAAUUUUGUUCAGGCAGUCACGACGAGUCGAGGUUCCCUAACCUGGCAAGUGGUCUGGGCAAACUCUGAAACUGGACUCACAAAUAUCACUGAACACAUGUUCCCUUCCCCCAAACUUGAGUUGCCCUAAAAUAGGGCCAUGUGUCAUAGCAUCCUCUUAACCUCCUUUUCCAAAGAUGUGAUCUUAGACCAACUGCUUAGCUGGAGAGAUGGGUUACAGGUAGCCUAGGCUACGCACAGCCUCUGACCUGAGGAGUUAAGUAUGUAAGCAGAAGACAAAGUAAAAGAGGAGCAAGAUGGACACACAAGGAGGUGAAGUGACUGGCUCGAGUUCAGUGGAAAAGCCAAGAGCAGUGUUCAGACCUGAUCCUGCUUCAGUAUACUUCUCCCUGCAGUUUUUAUCUCCUUGUCCCAUGUAGCUGUUGCCUUGAAGGGUUCCCCCUCUCUCAGUAGCCUGAUUGUGCCUUUGCUUCUUGCAGUUUGUCCUUGUAGUGGCACAGUUGAACCUACCCCAGGAUUUGAGCAGGGUUUUAUUUGGUCACUACAAAAGGGCAAUCAGACUCCACUGAGGAUGGAUUUAACGUGAAAAUCCUAAUUCAGCAGGCCAGCAUAGCUACUUUACAGUUUACCAGAAGUCAAUUUUAAAAAGAAUAAAGAAUUUUGGAACUCUUUUUUUCUUUUAUUUCUUUUUUCCUAAUGAUAAAUAAGGGAAAAACUAACCUAGCCUUACAAGUAAUUUUUUACCAUGUACAGUAGAUAUUUCCUGCAAGUAUUCUAUUUUGUAAAAUAUUUGAUUUGUAUUUUAUUACAGCAGCUGCCAGAGCAGCUCCUUCUUGUUCUUCAUUCUCCUUAGACUUUCUUCCUUCGAUAUCCUAUUUGCUGCUCUCAGGCAUGACUCAAAACUCAGUGAAAUGAAUGGAAAGAGUUUGGUGAAUUACAGGAGGCUGUGGAUCAGUCCUCACAAUGCCAUUUUAAGGUGUUUCACGUUAGUGACGGUGAAACGUGUGCCUGACUCCAUGAGCUAGUAAUGAGUUUCGCUGUACAGAUGUGCUUUCUAGGUAAUGCCCUAUUCUUAUAUGCAAGUGCCUCUAUUAUUUUAUCCUUGGUGGCAAUGAGAAGAGAAAUGCUGUUGUAGUCUAUUUUGCAAGCGUUCUCUUCUUCUUAGCAUGGGUCAGUCUCCUCCCUAAAGUCUCUUUUCCCUUCCCUUUUCUCUGCUGAGUCCUCUUAAUCAUUCCAGUGUCCACCAAGAACUUUUGUGUGUGUGAGUUUUUUUUAAGCUAUUUAAGACUUCACAUAAAUAUUGAACACUGGUGGGUGCCACAAGAGAUGGCUGGUUUGCUCAGCCACUGGAGGUCAGCAAAGUAACAGGAAAAAGCUGGGACUGACCCUUUUGUUACGGCUGGUCAGUGUAAGUGGGCAAGGCCAUAGCUCAGAAAAUUCCUUAAAUGAUCUUUUUUUUUUUUUUCAGAGCAUCCAGUUUGACAGUUUUUAGGGCAACUGGAUGGUUAAGUCUUCUGCAAAAGAGGCCUCAAGCUCUCGAGCACCACACUGCUUUUAUUAGUCUUGCAGUUUGCACUGUGCAUAAGUAGGAGGCUGCUCUGCCUGAGCUCAUGGCCAUUGCCAGUUCAAUGGAUCACUUCCCACUGCAGAUACAGCUGACUUCACUGUAUGAAAAUCAAAACUGGUUUAAUUCUCAAUACUUAAAAGACAGGCCAUUUUGCAAAACCCAAGCAAUCCCUCUCCUCUCCGAAUCCUACCGCACUAGUCGCCAUUCAAGCGUUGUCCUUCUGUUUGUUGAAUUUGGGCAUAUUGGUUCAAAUCUGACUGGGAGAUAGUCAUGUUUUCAUCUACUCACCAUGGUCUCAGUCAGGCCUCUGAAUUAAUUCAUCAGACAGUAUGACCAUAUCAAUUUUCUUGUCUCUGAUAGUCUAUGUGUGCAACCUUAAUUUGGGCAAUCCUUUAAAUUACUUCUAGGUAUUAUUUUGGGGAAUCUCUUGUCCUAUCACACACGUCACUUGGGGGUUUAUUAUAUUAAAUAUUACUGCUUUAUAAUAGGGAAAAUCUUUGUUUUGCCUGAGUAUAUUUGUGAUCAUUUUCCUUCAAGUGCCUUAGUAGAACAGGUUUCUCUGCUAGAUACUAGAGGCCAGAGAAUCUCCUGUCAUCUCCUGCCCACAGGAGCUGUCUGUCCCGAGUUGUUACUGCCAAGGAGCUGCCUGUCCCAAGGCAGUUUAUGGUGUGUUAGGUUCCCUGGCAGGGGCAGGGAGGAGGCAGGACCUCGCAGGUGCUCUGCCCGGCUCAGCAGGCCAAGGCAGGCCAGACAUGACCCAAGGGGGACUGCUGAGGUGCUGUAGGCCGCGUAGAGCAGUGGCUGUGUGCGCUCUGUGCCAAGGGCAUGGGGAAGGCGGAGUGGGGGAUAUUUGGGGAGGAUGCCAGUCCAAGUGCUUUUUAUUAGUUCAGCUGUAUUACUUGAGGUCUUCACCUUCUGCCAGUGGACUUUCCAGUGAUGACAGACUUGGUGCUGUAGAAUAAUGUGCGUGUAUGGACAGAGCAGGUCAAGGCCUUAUGUGCUACUUAAUUUCCAUUUCCACUAGAGGACUUAAAUGAUCCUUUGAAUCUUCAGCUGUAACGUUAUGCUGCCUGGCAGCACGAUUUAAUAUACACUAGUAAACGUCCCUUUUGGCCUAUAGCUUUAAAGCAUGUCUGGAUCUGUCAGGUCUUUGCUUCUAGGGAUAUAAGCUACGAAGGAAUGUAGGGCAUUAUGUUUUUGUAUAUGUAUAUUUAAAAAGCAUCAAGCACUGGACACAUGUCAGUUCUAACCUUGUUACCAGUGUGUAGAUAAUGUUGGGGGGUUUCCCCAGGCUAUUUAUAGUUCUUCGCUGCAUUUCUCUUAUUUUCUCUGUACCAUUCAAUAUUUUUCAGCAGCACAGACUACUAAUGGAAUAGGCUGCGGUUCUUAGGCCAGAUCCCAGCUGAUGCAAUGCAGCGUGCUUCUCCCAGCCUUUGGAGGCUGCAGAUCUGAUGAACAGGAAGGGGACCUCUUCCGUAUCUCUCUAUGUAGCAAUGUGUCUCAGUGUAUUCUUGAUUCUUCUAAUGUGGAAGUUGAAAAUUAAUCUAAAAACUUUCCUUUGUUGUGGGUUUUUUUUCCAUACUAAAGAGACCAACUCACGCCUUCACUUCCAUCCCCCUAAACUAUCAGUGGUGAAUUCUGUCUAGACGCAUUUAGAAUGUAGGUCAAGUAGAUGAAUGAUGCUAAUUGCUACGUUGGGAGGGAUUUCCACUGAGUAUUUGGGCUCUAGAUUCUAGCUAAUGCCAAGAGGCCAUUGUACAAAACCCACGCAGCUAAGAACAGAAGUAUACAGAGUAUUUUUAUACUCUUGGUGACUAAAAUAUUUCUUUCUCAAGUCACUAAUUAGAAAGGGAACGUUUUGUAUUCUGAAGGUGAAAUGGUAGGUCAGUACUUUGUAACUGCAAAAGUUAUACUAGCCUAUAUCGGUAGUUUUAGUGCUGUGAUGUGUUGCUGCUUUGUACGAUAGUGUUAAACAACUUCAGAGAUGGCACAGAUGAAUGACGUUGCUUAUGUGUUAAGGUCUUUCCAAAUAAGAUGUAAGCAUUCAGUCAAUGGGCCGGGAUAUUGUAGCUUUCUCACGGCCAAUAAAAUGACAGUGGGUGUUCAGGAAUAUGUUGAGGAUCCGAAUUAGUACCACAUUGCUUAGAUGAUCAGCAUCCUGUGGAGACUCCAGGACUGAGAGGGAAAUCACUAAUAUUUCUGGUGGUUUUCAUGUCAGGCCUUUUCCUGCUUUACCAAGGUGUAUAUCUGAAUUGACUUCCUAGAGUCAAAAAGAGUGCAUCUUACAGGGGGUUUGUGAUGCCAAAAUGCAGUUCAGCUAUUCUUAGUACCAGUAGCCUCUUCUCUGCCCUAAAGCUCAUCUUCAUACUUCUUUCUUCGAGAGCUGUAACUGAAUAGAUGAGAACAAAACACAGGAAAGCUGGAUUUGUAGACCUAUUUUACAGAAAGAUGAAAGGAGAGAGGGCUCCUGGCACCACAGGGAAACCUCCUAGUUCUUGAUUCCAUAAAUUAGCAGUGAUACUCUGGUUCAUUAGUUCCUCCUUUGUUUUAGCUUCACUCUUCCCCUUGCUCUUAAAUUCUGUGCGGUCCUAUUUAUGGAUAUCUGACCUUUAUGGUAUAUGCCAUUUUCCCUUCCAACCAGCGGGUAAAAACCCUUUUGCACUUUAGCAGCUUGUAAUUAAAGGAGCAGAAGGGAGAGAGGUGGGGAAGCAGGUGCAAGUAAUCAAUUUCUUUUAACAGAACUCAGCUCGUAUCUUCCUUUGCCAUCUCAGAUUUUAAUUCAGUGGUGCUGAUGUAAUGGCAUCUUGCUUUCUACAUUUGGACAGUUAGCAACGAGUGUGAGCGUGUGUGUAUCUGUGCACGUGUGCUUGAUGAGCAAUUAAAAGCAAACCCCAAAAUGCAGAGUUGUUUUUUUAAUGUCAUACACAUCGCUAGAUAAAGGCAUCUACCUGAACACACAGGGCACAUUCCACUUGGCAACAGAAAGCCCAGGCGUUUCUCUCUGAAACCUCUUCACAUUCCACAUGACCGAGCACUCGUAAAACUGUCGUGUGAAUUGCUGUCCAAAGUCUGUCCUAUUGCAGUUGUUGACUGAAAGCUGUCGCAGCGUCAUUUUCUGUGUGUGCAUAGACUAUCUGUAGGACAGCUCUGGCUUGGUACAAGAAAAAUUAUUACUUUAGGCUUUAUUGUAUCUUCUGGUGUAAUUUUUUUGUUCUGAAGAAUUAGAGCUUUGAUUGCUUAUUCUUUUUUUUCCUUUUUAAAUGGUGUAACUUAGCCUUAAAAAGUCAACCCUGGGAGCUGACAGCUCAAGGAAAACAAUUUGUUGCAUUGGUCAUCUGACAGAGGAUCUAAAGAUCUCCCUUCCUCAGGAGCCCCAGUGCCCUAACAGAGAGAAAGCAGUUUGCUUUCAGAGAGCGAAAUGUCAGUACAUCACAGUUUCUCUGAGAUUCGCUGGUCCUCCGAAAUGUAAAUUACCUGGUGUUACCCUCCUGGAGAGAAAUUAGUAUCCAGGGCCAAAGCCAUUGCCUUGGGCCAUACAAAACAAUACCUUGUGAUUCUGAGUCACUCUUCAUGUGACACCCCUGAGGCAUUUCAGCUGAUUUUUCCUUCUGUUCAUGUGAAUUCAGUAUAGGUUUGUGCAAACACAACCAUUUUAAGAUUAAAAGGGCGGUGGUACUGGUGCAAAAGCAGCCCACCCUCUUAAAUGCCUUGGUGAGCUGUAUAGGAGCCUCUUCUGACUGCAGAUAUGUGUUGUUUUGCCAUAAGCCUGUUUAGCUGUGUGUAAGCGUGCUCAAUGGCCACUCUAUUUUUGUACAAGUGCUGUCAUCUGGAUGCGGUCCUACCUGAUUGUUCACGCUGCAAAUGUGUCCACUGGCUGGAAAGAAAUUGCUGCUUUUCCUUUUUAAGUCACCUGCUUGAUUCUACGAGAGAACAGACUACCUGCUUUUUGUAGCCUAAACAUGUAUGUAGCAAAAUAUGUUAUGCUUUUCGUUUCUUGCAAAUAAAUAUUUUCUGUAGAAAAAGCCAA
Molecule: messenger RNA, 8425 nt
Organism: Colius striatus (speckled mousebird)
Lineage: Eukaryota; Metazoa; Chordata; Aves; Coliiformes; Coliidae
Gene: CREB3L2
Product: cAMP responsive element binding protein 3 like 2
Exons: 12
Coding region: 209-1774 (521 amino acids)
Biological process (GO): regulation of transcription by RNA polymerase II
Molecular function (GO): cAMP response element binding; DNA-binding transcription factor activity, RNA polymerase II-specific
Source: RefSeq, a predicted model, not a curated record